Molecule: messenger RNA, 4131 nt
Organism: Ahaetulla prasina
Lineage: Eukaryota; Metazoa; Chordata; Lepidosauria; Squamata; Colubridae
Gene: GFI1
Product: growth factor independent 1 transcriptional repressor
Exons: 8
Coding region: 377-1561 (394 amino acids)
Biological process (GO): regulation of transcription by RNA polymerase II
Cellular component (GO): nucleus
Molecular function (GO): DNA-binding transcription factor activity, RNA polymerase II-specific; RNA polymerase II cis-regulatory region sequence-specific DNA binding
Source: RefSeq, a predicted model, not a curated record
AACGGAGAGAGCGCUUUAUGUAGUUAAGUCCCCGUGGGAGAAAACCGUCGUCCUUCCACCGUCCUUCCCCACGUUUUAAAGAUUUACGGAAAACCAGACGGUUGGACACCCCGACUGUCAAGAUUCGUCUCAGGCAACGCCUUCCUUAGUUCUUGAGGUCUGGACAGGCGAAUGUCCCGCCGAAAAAUGUUGGAAUUCUCCAAAUGUCCCUGGCAGCGUGACCGGGGGCGUUGGAGAGCUUUGCUGCUAGCGGCGCGCAGAGGGACGAUCGCGGCGGCCGCUGCGACUAUUCAGUUGAAGAGGUCCGAAGGCGUGAAAAGAGCCAGCCGGGGGGAGAGGAGAGAGAGAGGGAGCGGCCAGCCUCAGGCCCCUCGCCAUGCCUCGGUCGUUCCUGGUGAAGAGCAAGAAGGCUCAUAGCUACCACCAGCCCCGAGCCCCCGAUGGCGACUACGGCGGCACCCUGGAGAGCGUCUUGGCUCAGAUCUGCGCAGAUAGUACGGUUUCGCACCUGGCUCUCCCCGAACGGAAUCUCCCCCCAGAUCGCCUCUCCCCGGAUUCUCAGGUGCCCGAUGGGGCGGACAGGAGCUCCGAUUCGGCCCCCAGCUGCGAAAGCAGCAGCGUUUGUGAUCCGGCCGCCGAGAUGGAGGAUUUUUGGAGACCGCCCUCCCCCUCGGCUUCCCCAGCUUCUGAGCGGUCCAUCUGUCCAUCCUUAGAUGAACCUUCCCACUUCUCCCUGCCCCUGAAACCCUACACAUGGAGCAGCCUUGGAAACACCGAACUGAGACAUUUGGUACAGAACUGCAGGCCUUGCUCAACUCUGGAACGUGGUCUCUUCUGUGAGCGAGGAUCUGAGCCUGCUCUCUAUGCCUCAGAGCGUAACUCAGCCCUUGGACUCUAUGGUGACUUUGGCUCUCCUGGACUCUUUGAGCGGCCAGCGGCAGCCCCUGGGAUCUUUGUGGAGACCCCACCUGGGCUGCAACCCGAGAAGAGUGCAAAUAGCAUCAAACUGGAAUCGGAACUCCUUUGCCGCCCUCUGUUGCUCAGCAGUGGCUCCUACAAAUGCGUCAAAUGCAGCAAGGACUUCUCUACUCCGCAUGGCCUAGAGGUGCAUGUUCGUCGCUCACACAGUGGCACCAGGCCCUUCGCUUGCGAAAUGUGUGGCAAGACAUUUGGACAUGCCGUUAGCUUGGAGCAGCAUAAAGCUGUGCACUCCCAGGAACGCAGCUUUGACUGUAAGAUCUGUGGGAAAAGCUUCAAGAGAUCUUCCACUUUGUCCACACACCUUCUCAUCCACUCAGAUACCCGGCCUUACCCAUGUCAAUACUGUGGAAAGAGAUUCCACCAGAAAUCUGACAUGAAGAAACACACUUUCAUCCAUACAGGUGAGAAACCCCACAAGUGCCAGGUGUGCGGCAAAGCUUUCAGCCAGAGCUCAAACCUGAUCACUCAUAGUCGGAAACACACUGGCUUCAAGCCCUUUGGCUGUGAUCUGUGCGGCAAAGGUUUUCAGAGGAAGGUGGAUUUGCGGCGACACCGAGAGACACAGCACGGCCUGAAAUGAGAACCUGGUGGACUCUGGAAUAACAGCACAAACACUAUGUCUGCGAACUUCCCUUUUCUCCUUGUGGGCUGCCUGCGUCCUGCCUUUGUCUCUCUGGUCUGAUCCUUGAGUUCACUUCCUGCCCUUUUCUCACUAAAUAGGAAGUUGGGAGGAACUUGGUGAGAGGUUUACAGAAAUUAACUCAAAAGGCCUUGGAAUGAAUAUGAAAUGCCAAGCCUAAAGAGGUGGGAAGAAGCACCUUUUCAGAAUUAAAUCUUGGACGAAUAACAUAUGUACAGUAUCUGUUCCCCUUUCACUCACACCUUGUGGCACAGAAGGCCCUAUUUGGAUAAGCUACUGGCAUCCGUGAACCAGGAAAUUAUUUUUCCCAUAGAAUCACACAUACCGCGUUGGUUUCCUGGAAGUUAAUUUUCUGGGUUGCUCAAACUUCACAUGGUAUAUAAUCCCACAAAGGGGAACAAUAAAGGAGAGUGUGAUUUUUGUUUUGUACCGCUUAAGAGUUAAAACUUUAUGUUUUCAUUAAAUUAUUAUUAUUAUUUUGCCUGGGAAUUUUAAGUGGAGGGGGGAACUGUAUUUCCCACUCUGUCAGGCAGAAAGUACCUCAAGGGAUGGUAAAACCCAUAAUUGAAAAGAAGGUCCUGUCCAGUGCUACAGUGAUGAGAGAUGUGAAGCAGGGGUGGGUUCUACUUACCUUUACUACUGGUUUGCAUUGCACCCAAGUGCAAUUGCUUGCUUCACUCGUGCCUCCACAUGCUCUUCUGCACAUGUGCAGAAGCUUCUGCGCAUGCGCAGAUCACCUAUGAUGACAUCCGGGUCAGUGGGUGGAGCCUCCCGCCGGUUUUACUACCCGUUCUUGUGAACUGGUCCGAACCGGGGGCAACCCACCACUGAUGUGAAGCCUUGCGCCAUCAAUGUUGUAGCCAUUGAGUCAGUUCCAUCCCAGCCACAUAAAUAUUCAAAUAUGUGUUUUUUUAAAAAAAGAGAAGAACUCCGUGAAUGUUUCUUUUAUCACUCAUUAUUAAAGUAAUACAGUGGGCCUAUUGAAGUGAGUAAAGGAAGUUCAAAAACAUCAGUGGGAGUGAGAGGAAAAAGUUUAUAUGUUUUUCUACAUAGCUCACCAACCAACCACAAGUAAAGUGUUAAUACCUUUGUACUGUCCGCCUCCUCAAAAUUACAAUGGAAGAUCCUAUUAGGCCAUUUCUGUGGGUUGUUCCUGGCCAUUUUGUUAGACUAUUGAACACUAGUGAGGGCCUGAGGCAAUGUUUUUUUCCCCUGGAAGAAGAUAGAGUUUCCCCACCACUUCAGCCUCAGUUUUAUGGUGUCUGCAAGGGGGAAAUUAAUAUUGGGUGCCUCAUGAGGCAAUUAUGUAAUUUGUGACAUUUAUAUGAUGAUGUCACGAUAUGUGUGAUUUACACCAUGGGUCUUUAUUAGAAAAUGCAUUUUCCCCCCCUCACAAUCACUUGCUGGUAUAGGAGCCUGGGAUUAGUAACCUAUAAUCUCUUAUUUUCUGCUGCAGUUUUCUGGUACUUCCAAUUUGCACCUACAAGAAGAUCUCUUGAAACAACUGGUCUUUUUUUUUUUUUGCACUGUCCAUUGUAAGUGAGUCUCCUGUUUGGUUUUUCAAUGGGGUUGCCCUGGAAUCAAAGUUGAAAGACCCAUGACACCCUUUACAGAUUAAGAUACUGAAUGCCUUAAAUUAUGUGGAAAGAAAUAGGCACUCAAAGCAGGCAAGAUCAUAUAUCCUUUGGUCCUCAGCUGGGCACCAAUGUAAAAUAGGGGUGCUGCUAGCCUGCAGUACUACCCUAAUGCUCUGUCCCACAAUCUUAUCUCGGAUGAGUUCUAUUUAUUUAUUUAUCCCUAUGCCAUGCAUUGACUCUUCAGUAAUGACUAUCAAGGCGGGAAUUUGAGGGAACAUGAUGUCUCAGUGGUGUCCUUCAAAAGUUUGAAUCUACCCAAUGAAGACUGACAGUCAUUCUCUAUACACAUGCUGCGUACACUCUGUACACAUAUGUGCAUGAAAAUAGUCUAUGUUUUUCGGGCAUUGGAAAGAACACCGUUUAUGAGGAACUGCAAAGAGAGAACUUAAACAUAAAGCAAUCAGGGUCUUAAUGCUAGAUGUUUUAGAGAUUUGUCCUCAAGGGGAAAGGAACAGGUAGGGAGAGUGACAAAUUUCCCUUCCUAAAACAGCACUGGAACUUUGCAGUUAAGUAUCACGUAGGCAAGAAACAGCCUCCAAAUCAGAUCUGCGUAGCUAGAUAGUUCAUAGCUGACCAUCCCUAAUCAUGACGACACCAGAAGGACAAGACGUAUCUCGUGACAGCAUGGUGCGAGUUCUGCCUUGCUUCCAUCAUGCUGUGACAUCGCACAGAAGAAACAAAGGGCGGCGUUUGUGUCACAACAUCAAAAUGCAUGUACACAAUUCCUCAUUUGCCCCCAGCCUUCCUUACCUAUGUAUGGGACAGUUUGUCUUGAAGUAGUUCUGGGUCAAAAAAAAAAUGAGUUGCCUUAACUAAUCCUGACCAUACCUCACUAUGAGAAGGGAAGAAAGUGGGGGGAGGGGAAAUCGUUUU